This is a messenger RNA of Ambispora leptoticha, 756 nucleotides long. Lineage: Eukaryota; Fungi; Glomeromycota; Glomeromycetes; Archaeosporales; Ambisporaceae. The record is from the annotation of a GenBank genome assembly.
AUGUCUAGCAGCAUCCCUCCAAAUCCUACACUUUAUGUUAGGAAUUUGAACGAAAAGACACCAAAAGAAGAACUGAAACGUUCUUUAUAUGGGUUGUUCAGUGCAUAUGGACGUAUACUGGAUAUUGUUGCUUUGAAAACGAUACAGAUGCGCGGUCAAGCUUUCAUUGUAUUUAAAGAAAUACAGAGUGCGACAGCGGCGAUGAGAGGUUUGAACGGAUUUAUGUUUUAUGAUAAGCCAAUGCAUAUUGAGUAUGCAAAAUCUAAAUCAGAUGCAAUUGCAAAGCUUGAUGGCACAUGGAAGAAACCAUCAGCUGCCAUUUCUACUGAAAAAACUGCGCAUCCCAAUCUGGCAACAACUUCAGCAGCAACAAGUGCUCACAUUACAUCGAAAAGAGGACUUGAAGAAGAAGAGUCGCAGAAAACAACAAACGGAAGACAAAAACAACGAGAAUCUGUGUCUCCUCCUUCAGAGAAAAUGGAUGAAGAUGAAGAUCAAGAGGCGAUGAUAUCACACGGAGAACCUGAGGCACUUAAUAGAAUAUUAUAUAUAAUGAAUUUACCUCCCGAUGUCACAGAUGAAAUGCUGAGUUAUUUAUUUCAACAGUAUCCUGGUUUCAAAGAAGUCCGACUUGUUCCUGGAAAAUCUGAUAUUGCAUUCGUUGAAUAUGAAACAGAUCAUCAAGCAGCCGUGGCUAAAGAUGUCUUGAACGGGUUCAAAAUUACACAUGAUAAAGAGAUGAAAGUGACAUGGUGA